Messenger RNA from Temnothorax curvispinosus, 6571 nucleotides. Its product is annotated as broad-complex core protein-like. Lineage: Eukaryota; Metazoa; Arthropoda; Insecta; Hymenoptera; Formicidae. Gene Ontology annotation, molecular function: protein binding. The transcript has 6 exons. Gene Ontology annotation, biological process: regulation of transcription by RNA polymerase II. The record is from RefSeq and is a predicted model, not a curated record. Gene Ontology annotation, cellular component: nucleus. Bases 90 to 1319 code for a protein of 409 amino acids.
CUCCUCGCCCCGCGUGGCUGCCGCCCUUCCCCCUUGGGAUUUCUCUCGUUUUGCAACUUUCCCUCGAGGAAACAGUCAAGGAAAGCAGAAUGGGUUCCAGUCAACAGUUCUCUCUUAGAUGGAACAAUUAUUUGAAACACAUUACUUGCGCUUUCGACACGUUAAGGACGGACGAGGAUCUCGUAGAUGUCACUUUGAGCUGCGAAGGCAAAAGGAUCAGAGCACACAAAAUGCUCCUGUCAGCAUGUAGUACAUACUUUAGAGAUUUAUUUAAGGAAAAUCCGUGCCAGCAUCCCGUCAUAAUAUUCCGUAAUGUAAAAUUCGAUGACUUGGCUGCCUUGGUCGAUUUCAUGUACCAAGGUGAAGUAAAUGUCGUUCAAGAGCAACUGGCGAGUUUUCUCACAACGGCAGAGCUCUUGGCGGUGCAGGGUCUCACAGACGGCACAGGAAAGGACGACAGUUUAGUGGAGGAUGACUUAGAAAUUCCCAACGAGCCUGAAGUUCAACUGCAGAACACUUCCGGUAAAUCCACGGGGGAUAACAAGAGAAAUAAGUCCCCAUCGUCUCCGAUGCCAUACCACGCCGUCGAAUUGCAACCCGAAGUGCCGCCAAACAAAAGAAGAAAAAUUCGAGAAAGUACGAAUGUGAACGCGGAGAAGAAUUCGGCAGGGAUGAACGCGAAGGAUUGCGAUGGGAAAACGUCGGAAAAUCAGACGGGAUCGGCCUCCGAUCCGGUUGAAAUAAUUCCCCUCAUGCCGAACUUAAAGCUGGAGAUGCCGGAAUAUCUGGAGCAAGAUGGUAGCAGUUGUAGUUAUGAAGAUCAGAGUAUAGGUGACAGUACGCUGAAUAAAAUCACCAUAGACGACACGUCGUCGACCACGCCUGAUCACGAACAGAAGCCCGACAUCAGUCAGACAUUUUACUCGAGUCAGUCGACAUCGGACGGUUUGGACGGCAAACAUCAGUCAGAUGUUGGACACCUACUAUCUAAACCAAGUACUUCGGGAGAAAGGGCAACACAGGAUGCGGUACAGGGGGGGGUGGGACGCAAUCGGAAGCACGUUGGCGAUACAACUGGUCAGGUGGUGAUGCAGGGCCCGGGGCGUUUUCCGUGCCGACUCUGCGGAAACGUUUACAGGCACCUUGCCUCGCUGACCCAGCACCUCGAAGUGCAUCGCAACCAGACUACCUGCAUCGUCUGCCACACCACUCUCAGUCGUAGAACCGAUCUGCGGCGUCACAUGCGCCUGAAACACCAAAUACCCUGGCAAAAAACGAUCCACAGGCAGCGCAGCCCGAAAAGCGAAUUGGACUCGUAGAUCACACGCACGCCGCACCCUCUCUCUAUCUCUCCUUCUCUCUGAGAUAAUAGACAUCGAUCGUCCUGGCGAUUCGCUAAAUUAUUAUUGAACGUGCCCAGAGCGGCAUCGCUUCUUGCUCCGCUCCCAGCCGCGGAUACCUCGUAUGCGUUUGCCGAUGCGAGAGCUCGCUCUCUAUGCCGAUCGUGGCGUCCGUCACCUUAACACUACGUUUCUCGAAUCUCAUCGCGAUCGUAGUCUUGAUUGAUUUAAAUUUAGACAGGAAGGAUAGAUACCAGCGUCAUAACUUGUGAAGUUAUAAAUAUUAAUUUUUUUAUAUAAACAGGGAAAGAAAAGAUGCCUAUAUAUUUUUUAUUGCAAACUGAUGUAUUUAGCUGCACUGCGAGGAAAUUACGGGUAGUGUUAAGACGACGAUCGUCCACAUCCACAAUUACUUAGAGACGUAUCUCUUUUGAGAACGAGGCUCUCGCAGAUAAAAACUUACGCGCCUCUUUGCUUGCUAAUUUCUUCUCGCGAUGCAUGCGAGCGAGUAUCGUUGAACCUUGGAGGUUCAACGCUCUCUUUGAAGAUAUAUUAACUGAUACGUUGAUUUUAUUAAUUGACACAACUGUUAUUGCUAAACAGCGUUUAUUUCUCAAGAAAAGGAAGUUUACGGACGAACGCGACGUGAUAAAUACAAUGCGGGAUAUUGAUCUCGCAUCCUCUUCCUCUCGAAAGAUAAAGUAUUUUAAAGCCGAAAUUCUUUUUUAUAAUUUUUACAUUGUUUAAGCAUUGUUAAGCACUCGAUUGUUGUUACGAGAGCAAGCUGAGUUCGAUGAGUGGCAAUGUGCUUUGUCUGAACGUGUACAUCUUUAAUUUAUAGUCUAAAUGCAACGGAUUUCCACAACGGAAUACUAAAUAUUUAUAUAGCCGUGCAAAAACUGUGCAUCUUCGUUGACGCAUUUAAACACGCUGAGAGCCGUAGAAUCGUCGGCGCUUCGCGCAUUCGUUAUAUCUUAACAAGUAUUAAAAAAAAAAAAAACACGGCGGGUGAAUGAAACGAGGGCGAGUCGGAUCAAAAUUAAAAAUUCAUGUCCUGGGAAAGGUAUAUAUACCUUGAAUGAAACAUAAAAGUAAAUACUUUCGAGCGAUAUACAUUAGCGAAUAAUUCGGCGAGCGAGUUUCUUGAAUUUAAGCGAUUUAAUUUAUAAUUUGCCGAUCCUGUUCAUCCGCCGUCAAAUAUAUGGAGCGUAUCGGGCGUGUAGACAGCGAUACUUUGGGUGAGAUAUCCAAAUAUUUAUGGAGCCUUUCCCUCGCGGGGACGUCGCUCUACGGUUUUGCUGUAUAUCUUAGAUACGCUCCGUACGUGCCACGACUUACUGAAAAGGUAGCGGAUAGUUGCGCUUUUCGAUAUUUGAUUUUUUUUGCGAGAGGCGAUCGCCUCGGUAAAUUAUCCGCACGCGGGGCCGAACGGCCCCGACUUAGAGGUGUUUUCCGCGCGAAAAAUUGAUGUGUCUAGCUUCGCUGUACGCGCGUAUUUAUCUUCGCUAAGUGUGCAGAUUGGCGAUUAUGUUUAACAUUAGCGGACUUGCGCGUAUUCGCGCCUUAGGCGCGUUAAGAGGCGAGAAUUAAGUGAUACGUGUUGUAAGGAUCUGAGUAUCGUAUACGUCGCAGAUGAACGGAGGCGGCUCUAUCGGACGACAAGGACCUAAAAAGAAGAUCUUAUACGUGAAAGAAGAAUUAAGUAUACAAUUAAGUACAUUAAGGCGCGCGGAAAAUCUUCGCACGCGCGGUAGGUCCUGGUAAAGGAUUUACCGAACGUUCUUUUACGAAGAUCUUUUUACUACGAGAGAAGCCCGCGCGAAAGAGCCUUUUUUUCGGAAAGGAUUCAUGUACGUGAAGUCCUCGAGGAUUCCGCCGGUAUUUUCAUGUAAAGCCCCGUAGUUAGAGUCGCCUCCGGAUUAACAUGAAUCAGCGGUCUUGAAGGAUUCUAGUCAUUAUUAUACGGGACAUUAGAUUAUCGAGAUCUCUAUCGCUCGUUCACACAGGUAUCUAUAACGGAUCGAAGUUAUUUUUUUAUACUCCUCGACGCACCCGGGGGCUCUCUCUUCGCGGCCGUUAUAUCUUCACAGGACAUCGCUCCGCAACGUCGUAAUCCUCUCUCUCUCUUUCUCUUUCUCUCUCUAUCUCUAUCUCUCUCUGCAGCCACAACCCCCGACACGUUACACGGACUCUGUUUACACGUUUACGUACACCACGUGCCGAAGUUUCUUUGCGAACGAUUCUUGGGCUCGGUGUACACGUAAAAAAGCUCGUUUUUUUUUAUUGGACCUCUGGCACUACUUUACGAUCUUUCCCGACUGAUUUUAUUGUCUCUAAUUUUGCGAUCGUGCACAAGACUGCCUUCUGCAAAAUUGAAAAAGAAUUUAAAACAAGAUUUUAACACGACAGCCUUAUAUGUCAAGUGUAGCUCUUGAUAGGGAAGCUUUUGUGAAUGUACAUCGAGCCUCAGCUUCAGCUGUUGAGACAGCGCAUAGACAGUGCCUUAUACACAAAUACCUGGUUUUACAUUUUACGCAUUGACUUCUCCAGAUGUUUACCAUAGACAAGAUUAUAUCUAACGGUGCGAAGCAUCCGGAAAGUAGCCGUUAAUUCUGUUACCGGCCUCGUGUAAACAUUGUCUUUGUAUUUAAAAAAAAAGCGCGAAAACAGCGUUUCUCAUAGCUCCGCGAAAAAUCCCGUACACGUUUGUGUCUCUCAAGAAGGAAAGAAGUUUUGAGAAUGUGGGUAAAAAUUAAAUUUUUAUUUACUAGACUCGCUGACCUGUGUUAUAAUUUAAUUAUAGUUUAAGCUUUAGAAUCUCGUUUACUUUUGUUAUUAUUUCUUUACUUAUUAUCGAUACUCUCGGCAAAAAUCAUAUUAUAAUUCAUACUUCAGUGUAAGGAUAUUUGAGAGCAAAUUUCGAGCAUUUGAUUUAAAUCUUAAGUAUAGAGAUGCGAUCUUACCGAAAAGAACUGCAUAUAUUAUUUCAAAGAUUGCGAGUAAAAUAUUGUUUAUUUUUGUUUUUACCUUUAUUUUGUUUUUAUCUUUUAUUUAUUUGUACGUCAUAUUAUCGUCGCUUUAUUUCCAGCCAGUAUCUUAUCUGCUCGUGCGAUGCCAUAUAACAAUCUCUAAUCUCUAAAAGAUUAAUUAUAAUCGUUUAAUAUUUAACAUUCUGCGGGGAAACGCUGAUUUCGACCGUUCUGCGAAAUGCGUCAAUAUAUAUCCAAAGACAGAUCUGAAUAUAAGACGUCACCGUUACCGUUGUUGUUGUUAUUAAAUAAAUGAUUUACAUACAUCGGGAGCGACAUCGCAAGCGGGGAUACCUUAUUUUAGCGAGCGCAUUCAAGAGUAUUAUGCAACAAAAGUAGUACAAUAACCGAAUACAACGCGCGCGUGCGUGCGUGCGUGCGUCUGCAUUUCGUUUCGUUUUUCGAGAGUGACAUUGCACUUGUGCACCUAACUAUUUACUCGUAGGUAUAAGUGAUCGUAAUCAUAGUUGUUGAUCGUAGCACGAAAAUCCGCGUCUAGAAACGGAUUUGCCUCAUUUUAACUCAUUAAUUGCCGUUUAAAGAAUCGCACUGCGGGAUGCAGUAAAUUACAUUUUUAACGCCCUGAACCAAACGCUAUACAAAACGACGUGAUAAUGAUUGGCAAUUAAUGGGUUAAUACAAAAAGCUACGUAUGUGAAAAACUUAUAAGUAUCUAUAAGGCCGUACGUGACUAUCGCGGAAACUGUAUCAGGGAUCCUCAAAUUCGAAAUUAACCGAAUUUAUAUAUUCAGAAAUAUCGUUUAGAACAUUUUUAUAUAACUAGUUUAUCUAUUUUCUAUUAUUUUCUUGCGUUAAAAAUUAUUCUGUUAAUUUUGAUCUAUGCCUUUUUUAUGGAAGUCAGCAUAUACAAAAAUAUUAUUUUUUUAUAUAUAUGUGUGUGCAGAUGCUUUAAUUUUUUAAUACUCUUGGUAAGAUAGCAUUCUUUUCAUAACAAUAAGAGAAAUAUUGGAAAAUAUAAAAGAAAAAUUAAAGUAUGUAUAUUCUGACCAUAUCUCAUAAGAAUAAACUCAAUUAAAAAUGAAGAUACCUUGUGCAAUGAGAUUUAAGUAUCCCUGGCAACAGACGAAUCGCGAUAGGUAUUGCGAUAAAGAAAUUGUACAGGUUGACAAACGCAUGAGAAAAAUAAAAGAAACGUAAAGGAUCAAGCCAAACGAAUUUCGACAGAAAAUCUUGGCCAACGCAGCGGAAAAGUGUCGUAUACUAUUGGUAAGACAGGCGUGCGAAGAUGAACGAAGGUAAAAAUAAAAUGAUCGAUAAGGGUAAUAAAAUUGCUGGGGACACGUCAGGUACAAUUCGCGCAAAUCCCAGAAAAAUGAACCUUAUGGAAACCUUCGGUCUUAUCAGGAACACUCGAAACGUGGCCCUUGUCUGCGCGGACAUGUUCGUUAGUUAAGAGUUUUGAUGCAAAGAUUCAGGUAAUUAGUUAUCUUAGAAAGAGAGAUGUAACAAUUUGCAGAAAUUUAGUACCGAUAAAAAGUACGUAGACAUGGAUAUACUAUGCCCGGCGUACAGGAUACAUUUUCUAUCCGUAAAUUUCUAGGAUCGAUAAAAAUAAUAUAAGGACAAACAAUCUUUCGAGCGACAUUAAUAUCCAUCAAUACUGCAUCGGACUCUUGUCGAAAUUGAUUCAAAAAUACGAUAUUUAAAUUUUACGAAUGAACGAAUUUUACAUUCUGCUCUUCUUACGACAAAGAUCGUGUAUACAUCGCCUUUAUCGAUCCUAAAAAAUUGUCGACAGAAUAUGCUACCAUUCUGUAUGCUGCGAUAUGAAAUCGAGAACGCGCUAUCGCAAAGAAAAAGCUGUUUAACCCUUCGAGGCGCAGUUUUAGCCAACAAUUUCGGAUUUUCCGGUCGAAUCUACCGUGGUGUUCAAACGAUGAUCGUAAAAGAAGAAGUGGUUUCAGAAUAGCGGGCAAAAAAUUAUUCGUCUCGGUCCGGAAGGGUUAAUUCUUUCUGAGAAGAAUACAGCGGAUGUGUGUGUUGCAGCGAGCUUAGAAAUUAACUGUAGAUAUCGUGAGACACUAUCGGUAGCACGAAAAAAAAAAAAUAUUGCGUUCUCUAUUCAGGUACGUGUUUACGUUCGGUAUCAUAAUUGUGAGCUUGUAACUUAAUUAAAAGAUCGUGUAAGACUACGCUUUCAGAUGUUAUCGCAGUAAUGUAAAUAAAAGAAUUUCUGAUGGA